UUCAACGGGGUCGUUCAGACACUGUGUGUGAUUGUCAAACUGUUUGUCUGUGAGUCUUAUUUACUGUUGUCUGUCCAGUUUAAGAGCUCCUAGACAAUGCCCAAAAGCAAGGCGAAAGCUAAGCAUUCUGGCGAUUCCAAAUCGCGUUUUAGGCUGUGUGUUCCUCCCUGCCCGAGAUAUAUAACGGGUGGGGAUACACACAACCUUUGCGUGGUUUGCCUGGGUUCGAAGCACGCCGAGUCGGCUCUCGAGGGGGCCGACUGCCCGCACUGUUUGCGGAUGUCGGUGCGUAUGCUUCGUUCCCGGAGGGCCCUCUUCGAGGAAGGGGCCUUCGCCAGCGUUCCCCGCGGUGCUGGUCCCGCUUCUGCUGAGGCAGAACGGCGGCUGCACUCGUGGGGUUCGCAAGUGGAUCUGGUGGAGGGAAUGGAGACGGGCCAGUCCCUAUCUCCUUCCACUUCUGCCAGAUCCGGCACCCAAUCCCUAGAGUCGGAAGCACGCUCAGCGGUUCCUUCCACUCAGGGAGAGGGGUCGACGCUUCGCAUCUCUUCCUCCGAGGAGGAAGUUGAUGUGGAGUCGCUCGACAGGGAUUCGCCACCCCACUCGCCGCAGUACGAGGAGCUCUUGGAGGUGGUUACUCGCGCGGUGGCCAAGUUAAGCAUCGAUUGGCCCACCGAGAAAGCAGCUGAACCGCAGAGAAGCAAGCUUGAUGAACGCUUCCUGCGCGCGAGUCAGCCACCUCCCAGCCGGGGCCUGCCAUUCUUUCCCGACCUGCACGAUGAGAUCUCCAGGUCGUGGAAACGCCCAUUCUCGGCCCGCCUCUACAUCCCCUCGUCAGACUACUAUGGGAACGUAGUGGGGAUGGGAGAGCGCGGUUAUAGAGCGAUGCCCCGGGUGGAACAGACGCUCGCGAGCUAUCUGUCCCCCGGUGCGGCGUCGUCUCUAAAGGCCCCGGCAUUGCCCUCAAAGCCACUAAGAACAACUUCGGCUUUGGUGGGCAAAGGGUAUGCGGCAGCAGGUCAGGCUGGUGCGUGUCUGCACACCAUGGCGGUGUUACAGGCGUACCAAGCCGAUCUGCUCAAGGAGCUAGAUGAGGGAGAGGAGAUCAAGUCCCAUGAUAUCUCUGAGCUAAGAAGGACCGCUGAUCUCUCCCUCCGCGCCACCAAGGAGACCGCUCGAGCGAUUGGGCGGUCCAUGGCAGCUAUGGUGGCCGCGGAGAGGCACUUAUGGUUGACCCUGUCUGAUAUGAAAGAGCGGGACAGGGUCUGCCUCAUGGACGCCCCGAUCCAGCCGACUGGCCUGUUCGGCGACGCAGUCAAUUCUGUCGUCGACAGGUUUCAGGAGGCCCGCAAGCAAGCGGCGGCGUUCCAUAAGUUCCUCCCUCGUCGCUCCCUCGGGGCAUCUGGGCGGGAGAUGCCCCAGCCGCUCCCUAGCUCCUCGUACCGCGAGGCCCAGAAGCAGAGCGUCGCCUCUCGUGCUCCUCCGCGUCGGGAACGAGAGUCUCGACGACGCUCUCGGCCGAGGACUUCCCAGCCCAAACCAGAUCUCAGGGCGGUUAUUGAAGCUAAGAAGUCCUCGGCCAAGAAACCCUGACGCCAACAACCCAGGGUUUCAGAGGGCAGCCUCUGCUGGGGUAGAGCGGUACACACCGCAGUACACGGUGCCCGUCUCCCCUCAGCGCCCUCUGGGGGCCGGUCUGCUAACCCUGCCAGUGAUCCAGGGCGCAGCAGGUCCCAGCGAGCAUCGCUCUCAGUAUCUUCCGCCCGUGCGCGUAGCGGGGCUGAGACGCUCGCCGCCCCUGCGGGGGCCUCUUACACCAGAGAUCAGUCUCGAGAGACUGAUUCCCUUAGUAGAUUAUUUAGCAGCGUGGAAACUACUGCCAAAUGUAUCUCGAUGGGUCCUGCACACAGUAGAAAAAGGCUACCGCAUUCAGUUCGGCUCCGUGCCGCCAGUAUUCAACGGG
Molecule: messenger RNA, 1960 nt
Organism: Carassius gibelio (silver crucian carp)
Lineage: Eukaryota; Metazoa; Chordata; Actinopteri; Cypriniformes; Cyprinidae
Exons: 2
Coding region: 97-1590 (497 amino acids)
Source: RefSeq, a predicted model, not a curated record